GUUCACAUGAUUAAUUUUCUAUAUACCCAAAACAGGGGAAAUGUCGACAGUUCCAGCAAAAAGUUCGCCUCGAGAUGCGCAGGUUAUGGCGGCUAUAUUGAAAGAUAUGGGCGUCACAGAGCAUGAGCCAAGACUCAUAAACCAAAUGCUAGAAUUCACUUAUCGUUAUGUGACAGAUGUUUUAGAUGAUGCCAAGGUCUAUUCAAGUCAUGGCAACAAGAAGGCUAUAGAUACAGAAGAUGUACAAUUAGCUGUCCAGUGUAGGAUGGAUCACUCUUUCACAACACCUCCACCCAGAGAUCUACUGCUGGAGAUUGCCAGACACAAGAAUUCAC
Ruditapes philippinarum (Manila clam) is the source of this 335-nucleotide messenger RNA. Its product is annotated as transcription initiation factor TFIID subunit 9B-like. Gene Ontology annotation, cellular component: transcription factor TFIID complex; SAGA complex. Gene Ontology annotation, molecular function: transcription coactivator activity; RNA polymerase II general transcription initiation factor activity; protein heterodimerization activity. Lineage: Eukaryota; Metazoa; Mollusca; Bivalvia; Venerida; Veneridae. The record is from RefSeq and is a predicted model, not a curated record. Gene Ontology annotation, biological process: DNA-templated transcription initiation; RNA polymerase II preinitiation complex assembly.